GAGUGCCCAGCUUUUUGCCGGCGUUUUUUUAGCUUGUUUUGGCGGGUUGCAUCGGUUUUGGCCGACCUCGUUUCAAUGGUGCAGCACGCGAAGAAGAACCCCAACAAGCUAGAUGACUCCGGGGUCUUCAUGUCCGGCAACUCCAUCAGCAAGUUCCCGGCCGACGCCUCCCAGAACCUCUUCUUCACCGCCACCAGCUUCGACUUCGGGGCGCUGGCACCUGGCGAGGCGGAGGGAAAGGGCGAGAACUUUCUGCAGCUUCACGAGAUCGGGCGGAGGGACUGCAAGCUGGUGAAGCCCCCGGAGAUCCCGCUGCUCACCCGGAGCCAAACCUACUCCGUGAGCUUCGGGCCCAAGAAGCCCACUGACUGGGAACUGAACCAAUUCGUCCUGCAGACGAAGCAGGCGAGCAGCCAGGAGGUGCCGGGACCGUCCUAUGCUACUCGCUCCAGCUACCAGGACUUGGCCAAGACCCGCACGGCCUCAGAGAUGCUCCGCGCGCAGCCCCCGCUCCUGGCGCGUGACAUGCACCGGGUGCAAAGCCAGCCCUCGCUGGUUCGGCGCUCCUUGACCCAGGACAUGCACCGCGAGCAUCGGGGUGUGAAGGCGCGGGGUGACCGCUUCCUUCCGGUGCACGAGCUGGAUGUGGGGCUGGGCUCCUAUGACUUUUUGUACUCCACCUAUGGCUCAGAGCACCGGAGCUUCGGCGCCCGGCCGCACAAGGGUCACUCGGUCCACUGGAGGAAGCAACGGGGCCCGCAGCUGGUGGAUGACUUUUUCCAGGAUUUUCGUCGAGAGCGGCGUGGCGCGGGUGCUGAGCGGGAGCCGCUGCCGCCCGUGAGCCUCGUGGGCUCGGGCAAGGACUUGAUGAAGGACUUGCGAGAGAAGCCCUUCUCCGGAUGAAACGAUGAGACUGGUGUGGAAGUUUUUCCCGCACGCAGCUGGGGCGGAAGGCUCGCCGCCGAGCGCAGCCCUGUCCGCCUGAAUUAUAAGCUGUGCCGCGUAGAGAGCAGCCAAGCGUGACCACAUGUUCUUGGAG
This is a messenger RNA of Effrenium voratum, 1039 nucleotides long. The record is from the annotation of a GenBank genome assembly. NCBI's taxonomy places the organism in Eukaryota, Dinophyceae, Suessiales, Symbiodiniaceae.